AUGGCGGUCCCUCAAAUGAGCCCUCCUGUUUAUAUCAUUUACCGUGAUGUGCCUCCCGGCGAGCCAUACGAUGCCACUUCUUCCCUGGCCUUCUUCCCUCCAAAGGGUUCUGACGAGCUAUUCGAUGCCCUUCGUUCGGCUUUCCCCCACUUGAAGACCCACUCGGAGCGGACGCGAGAUGCGAUCAUCCAGUUCCUGCUCGAGGAAAGGCAAGGAGAGCAGUUCGACCUUUUGCCCGCUACCACUAUGGAGAGCUCGCAGCUCACCUGGCCAUCUGAGUCGUCUGGUUCUGCGUCGAUGUUCAGCAGCCCGGACAUGCCCGGCUUUGCUACACCAAAUUCCUCCAGCACCUCUCCCCAAACCGAGGGGGCGUCUAUGGCAGCAUCUAGCCAGCCCAGCCCACCCUCUCUCGACCAAAUGACGGGAGUCUUCAGUCUAUCUAGCAACCCUCAGCCAAAGCAGAGGGUGAGGCGGAAAAUGACCGAGGCGGAGAAGGUCGAGUACCGUAAACGAAGAAUUGUCAAAGCUUGCGAAAAGUGCGCAAAGAGGAAGCGCAAAUGCCCGCACAAUCAAGCCGAGAUGAAAACGAUCCCGACGCCCUCCACCAAGUCAAUCUCCCCGCCGGCGGCUGUGUCCGUUGAGCCGUCCAUGCGGCAGUCAGAUGCACCAUUCCUACACGCACUGGAUGAGAGCUUCGAUCCAACUACUCUUGGAAGCUUCGGGGACUUCAACAUGUUUGAUGAUCCUGUGCUACCAGAAGUUAGUGUUGAUGAUUUCUUCCACUUCGAACAUUUUGAGGAUACAAGCCCACUAUUCAACAAUGCGAACCACGAUCCAUUCAACCACUUCACACAACAUAAGGCCCUCGCGCACUUCUCCCGAAACGAUGGUAUCGAAGGUUCUUCGCGAUCGACACAAUCGGAUCACAGAGCUGAGAGUCCUUCGGCGACGACACACCAAGUUGGACCAUCAUCACCACUGGUAGAUCUGUCAUUCAAUAGGACGGACCCGCGAGCCCAAACGGAGACUCAUCCCUCACAGCGUGCUGUGAGUGACCCUCAUACGGGCGGUUUCCUCUCCGAAACAAGAGAAUUGAACAAUACCAUCGAGAGACAGUCUAGUCGCUUGAAAGACCAUCGUCGCGCGGAGUCAUUGGAUGUGCGGCAUCAUUUGACACAUGCAACAAGCAGUAACCGAGAUGAUACACUGCUAGACGAACCUUCGCAUCCUAACGACAUGUCUGAACGUCGUACUCGCCCGCUGAGGUYGUUCAGCCAUCAGGUGAUAGCGUCGAGCCAUCAACAGAGUGCAUUGACAUCUACCUCCGUGUCAACGCAGAGCGGGUCCUCCAAUACUCACCCCGCAACUCUACAAGGAAGGCCACAGCCACUAAGGCUGUCACGAAACUCGGAUACCAACGAAGGUGCUAGAAAUCAACGCACGUUGGGUGAAGGCUUACGUCGCGAAGACGAUAUCGGGACCGAGCUGUUUAGGCUUCGGAGACGCAUUCCCGAAAUGGGACAACAGACGCAACAGACGUCGCGUGGAGCCAUCCUGCAAACCAAUUCUGACCAGAACCUCAGAGGACAACAAUCCCCUGAGCAGCUCUCUGCUCAAGCAAAUGGCGGUGGCGUCACCAAGACAUUGUACUCUAACAAUGAUGCUGGAGCGGCCCAUCGUCGUCCCACCAAUGGUGCUAUGGCUGGAUCGCAAAUCGCAAUCCCCAGCCCGCGUAUUCAGAUCACAGCAGGCGAUCAUCAAGAGCGUCUGUCAGAUCAUGUGCGCUACAAGGACCACCAUGGCAGACCGCAGCAAGGAGCCAGCUUCCCUCAGUUUGCUUUUGCACUUGGAGCAAUCGCGCUCCUCGCCAUGUUCUCUCCGAGCAUUUCUGCUUUGGGUCUGGCGCUCCUGCUCACUCUGCACUCUUCGAGUCCAGCAGACAGUUCAGCAGGAAUUGUCCAGUGCACGACGAAGAACAGUCCCUGGCUUUCGACGGAACAGAACAAGUUCGCAGACAUUGGAUUCCGAGUUUUGAAGGAGCGGCAACAUCUCCGUGGAAGCAGCUCUCAAUCCGGACAAGGCUUGUUUGAAGAUGGACCCGGUGCAUGGCUGAUGGGACUGAUGUAUCCUUUCAGAUUGGCGCCCGUCUCGUUUGCUUUUGUCUAA
Molecule: messenger RNA, 2166 nt
Organism: Ramularia collo-cygni
Lineage: Eukaryota; Fungi; Ascomycota; Dothideomycetes; Mycosphaerellales; Mycosphaerellaceae
Exons: 1
Coding region: 1-2166 (721 amino acids)
Source: RefSeq, a predicted model, not a curated record